GGGCCCGGUGCGCAGCUCGCGCAGACGAGAGAGAGAGCGCGAGACGCACCAGUUCUGGCUUCGCGCGGAGCAGCAGUGGAACCAAUGGCCGCUGAGCACACACGUUCCUCCCUCUGCUCCCUCACUCUCCUCCUGCCGGCUCCUCUGAACGAUCCUGUGCGCCUCAUCUAGAUGACUGUGACGAGGUACGCUAUGGGAGACCACGCAGGCUGGUCUUCCCUGUAGGAUGGUAGCGCACAGUGCAGUGGAAGACACUUCAGGCACAGCGGAUCACAGAGCCCAAAGGUCCAGGCCCCACCAGCCCACGGAGGCCCACACACACUUCCGCUCCUUCAGGAACGAGGGCGACUUCAGGAUCAUCAACGAGACCACCUCCAUGCUGGAGGAGAGCGGCUUCUACUGGGGACCCAUGACCGUGGAGGAGGCCCAUCACAAGCUGAAGAAGGAGCCCGUGGGAACCUUCUUGAUCCGGGACAGCCAGCAAAAGGACGUGUUCUUCACGCUGAGCUACAGGGCUCCUGCAGGGCCUGCCAGCAUCCGGAUUACCUUCCAGAACUCCAGCUUCAGUCUGGUCGGGAGCAAGGAAUGCUUCGACUCCCUGUUCAAACUGCUGGAAUACUACACCAGCUCACCCAAGAAGAGCCUGGUGCAGCCCUACAGGAAAGUGCGGGUGCAGUCGCUGCAGCAGCUGUGCCGCAAGCGGAUUAUCGAGACGUGCGGCGGGCAGGCGGCCGUGGACGGCAUCCCUGUGAAUCCCAUCCUGAAGGACUUCCUCCUCUCCUUCCCCUAUCGGCUGUGAAGUCCCCACGCAGCGCAUUAAGGCACGGCCGGAAUAUGCGUACGCAAAUACUUGACAGACUCCAAGAGGGCCGGUGUUGUCGUGUGAAGCAGGCACUUUGUAGCACAUUGUCACGAACCAGACUUGAACACUCCGUGGCCAAAGUUUACGUCCACUCUGAAUGUUUACACUAUGCAGGGAGCUCCGCUUCCUCGGACUCUGAUUCUUUUGCUAUGCAAAAAGCUCUAUUUUUAUACCAGUAUUUUUAUAGUAGUAAUAAAUAUAUUUGUAAACCUUUCAAAAACGA
Molecule: messenger RNA, 1085 nt
Organism: Pygocentrus nattereri (red-bellied piranha)
Lineage: Eukaryota; Metazoa; Chordata; Actinopteri; Characiformes; Serrasalmidae
Gene: socs1a
Product: suppressor of cytokine signaling 1a
Exons: 2
Coding region: 227-799 (190 amino acids)
Biological process (GO): intracellular signal transduction; phosphatidylinositol phosphate biosynthetic process
Cellular component (GO): phosphatidylinositol 3-kinase complex
Molecular function (GO): 1-phosphatidylinositol-3-kinase regulator activity
Source: RefSeq, a predicted model, not a curated record